Messenger RNA from Verticillium alfalfae VaMs.102, 951 nucleotides. RefSeq names its product NAD binding domain of 6-phosphogluconate dehydrogenase. Gene Ontology annotation, molecular function: NAD binding; NADP binding; oxidoreductase activity, acting on the CH-OH group of donors, NAD or NADP as acceptor. The coding region runs from base 1 to 951 and encodes 316 amino acids. NCBI's taxonomy places the organism in Eukaryota, Fungi, Ascomycota, Sordariomycetes, Glomerellales, Plectosphaerellaceae. The record is from RefSeq and is a predicted model, not a curated record. The transcript is spliced from 3 exons.
AUGGUCAUCCUGAGGAUGAGCCUCGGAUCCAUGGGCCUGGGAAUGGCGACGAACCUACAGAAGCAUCUGACCCACCUCGGCGCACCUCAUCUGCAAUUCUAUAACCGCACCAAGUCUCGCGGGCAAGUCAUCGAGGCCCUCGGCGCUGUCCCUGCUCCCUCCGUGGCGCACCUGGUCACAUCAUCCGACAUCGCCUUUCUUUCCCUCAGCAACGAUGACGCUCUCACAGAGAUCAUCGACAGACUCCUUGCAGAUGCCGGCAGCGACAUUUCGGGCAAGAUCAUCGUCGACACGUCUACCGUGCAUCCCGCCACGUCCACAGCUGUUCAGUCCCGUCUCGUGGAGCGAGGGGCCCAGUUCAUCGCCGCGCCUGUCUUCGGUGCCAGCCCCGUGGCUGCCGAUGGCAAGCUCCUCUGGGUCAUUGCCGGUCCCGAGGCUGCCGUGCAAGCCGUCGCCCCUUUUAUCGUCGGUGUCAUGGGACGGGCCAUCAUUCGCCUGGGCAAUGAUGUCUCUCAGUCGAGCAUGCUCAAGACGGCAGGGAACUUCAUGACCGCCGGCAUGAUGGAACUCGUUGCCGAGGCUCAUGUUUUUGCAGAAAAGACGGGCCUGGGCGCAGACGCUCUCGCGUCUCUUAUCGAGCAGCAAUACGGACCACUCGCCCUUUCCAUGUCGAAGCGAUUAACGACCGGCGCAUACAUGCCCGCACGAGACGAGAGGCCUUUUUCAGACCUGACCCUGGCACUGAAGGAUGUUGGCCAUGGCAUUGACGUGGCCACGAAGGCGGGGACGCGUCUACAUGUUGCUGAGGUGGCUCUGGAUCACCUGAAUGAGGCAAGCCGGUUCUCUGCAACCGAGGGCUGGCCUCUUGACUCGUCUUCCAUGUAUGGAGUCAUCAGGCAAGAGGCCGGCCUUCCAUUCGAGACUGAUUAUGUGAAGCAGAGGGACUCCUGA